Knipowitschia caucasica is the source of this 582-nucleotide messenger RNA. NCBI's taxonomy places the organism in Eukaryota, Metazoa, Chordata, Actinopteri, Gobiiformes, Gobiidae. The record is from the annotation of a GenBank genome assembly.
AUGCUGCUUGUAUCGAACCGAACCAAGCUGUGCUCCGUGUUCUUCACUGCGGCUCGCCUCUACAGCACUGGCCCGGCUGCAGCUAACAACAACCCGGUGGUUUACUUCGACAUCUCCGCUGACAACGAGCCGCUUGGUCGGGUCACCUUUGAGCUAAACGCAGAAGUCGUUCCCAAAACUGCAGAGAACUUCAGAGCCUUGUGCACCGGAGAGCAAGGCUUCGGAUACAAAGGCUCCAUCUUCCACAGAGUCAUCCCACAGUUCAUGUGUCAGGGCGGAGAUUUCACGAACCACAACGGGACUGGAGGAAAGUCCAUCUACGGGUGGAAGUUUCCAGACGAGAACUUCAAGCUCAAACACACUGGAGCAGGAAUUUUGUCUAUGGCAAACGCUGGACCCAACACCAACGGAUCCCAGUUCUUCAUCUGCACCAGUAAAACAGACUGGCUGGACGGCAGACAUGUUGUGUUUGGCAGCGUGAAGGAGGGCAUGGACGUGGUGAAGAAGGUCGAGUCUUUCGGUUCACGCUCUGGGAAGACCUCCAAACGGAUCCAGGUCACGGACUGUGGGGAGCUCAAGUAG